Molecule: messenger RNA, 4173 nt
Organism: Spodoptera littoralis (African cotton leafworm)
Lineage: Eukaryota; Metazoa; Arthropoda; Insecta; Lepidoptera; Noctuidae
Source: the annotation of a GenBank genome assembly
UGCCAAUAACAAACGCUAACAGACUUGUUAUAAUAAAAUGAUAUAUAACACUCAUUAGAAGUGGCAUAUAGUCAAUAACAGUGUUCUCUUGUUGCAGAUUUCCUCAUGAUAUCCUGUGUGAGAUAAUUUGAGGCGAUGGAGAGCCGUGUUGGCCUGGACUACAUAGUCGAGCAUGCGGAGUACACAGGGAAGCUCGCCGCGGCGCUCACAUCGCCCGCUGCGCCCGUUAAGAAACAGGUGUUCGAGCUACUAUCAGCUCUGUGCGUGUACAAUGCUGACGGGUACGCCAGAGCAGUCGACACCCUAGAGAGAUAUAAGUCUCUGAAAGGCGAGAGGUACCGGCUGAGCGUGGUGGUGGAAGAGCUGAAGAAUGCAGCCACCACGGACUACAAGACAGCACUGCUGGCCUUCAUCAACUGCCUCAUCAUCUCAGCACCACGGCUACCUGACAGGAUCCGCGUCAGGAAUGAGUUUAUUGGCCUGGGUCUUCUGCCGACAUUAAAUAAUUUAAGACAUGAGGCAGCCAGUCACCCCGACUUGGGCGUGCAGCUGGACGUGUUUGAGGAACAGAGGGAAAGUGAUGAGGCCCAAGGUCCUGGAGGUAUCAACCUCAACUCGCAUUUGGAUGUUUUCUACGCGAUACUAAAACAGGUAGCGGAUACUCCACAAGAGAUCCCAUUCCUGAGCAUACUACAGCAUCUCCUGAGGAUAGACCCCAAGGAGCCAGUGAGUGACAUUGUGUGGGACACUGCAGAGACGCUUGUCCACCGAGCCACACUCUUGGAGACCAGGGAAGAUGCUGCUAAGCUGCUCAGAGCACCAAGUGUUCAGGCAAAGGUGGGCUGUACCUGCCAACACCGUGAUAUCUCUGCUGGUGGCAGGAAACAGAGUCUACAGCGAGCUUUAUCACCACCGCCACCACCACCUCCUCCUGCAAUGGCAGGACCACCACCACCUCCCGCCCCGCUACCCCCACCGCCCCCAGGCGGUCCACCACCCCCACCAGUCCCACCGCCAAACUGCCCACCAUCACCACCAACGCCAGCAGUGGACAUUAAACUGCCGCAGCAGGAGACCCCCAUACCGAAGACUAAGAUGAAAACUAUAAAUUGGAAUAAAAUUCCUAACAACAAAGUCAUUGGUCAAAACAACAUUUGGUCGCUGGUAGCAUCGAGUCACAAACACUCACCGAAGGCAGACUUGGACUGGACUGAGAUCGAAGGCCUCUUCUGUCAACAGAUACAACCAACAGGAUCUGCCGGCUCCUCACCUAGGCUAGGAAGAAGUCCCAUCUGCGAUAGCUCUGGUGAGAGAAAACCGCGCAAAGAAUCUUCUGAGAUCACACUUCUGGAUGGCAAGAGGAGCCUUAACGUUAAUAUCUUCUUGAAGCAGUUUAGAAGUUCUAAUGAAGACAUAAUUCAAUUAAUUCGCGAGGGUGCUCAUGACGACAUCGGUACAGAGAAACUGCGUGGUCUUCUUAAGAUCUUGCCGGAAGUAGAUGAGUCUGAGAUGCUCAAGGCUUUCACCGGUGACGUCACGAAGUUGGGGACUGCUGAGAAAUUCUUAUUACAACUCAUUCAACUUCCUAACUACAAGCUGCGAAUUGAAUGUAUGCUACUAAAAGAAGAAUGGGCGUCAACAUCAGGAUAUUUGGAGAGUGCUAUCAACGCCAUUCUCGUAGCUGGUGACGACCUGAUGUCUUCAAGAGCUUUACAGGAGGUACUGUACAUAGCGCUAAUUGCGGGUAACUUUCUAAAUGCUGGUGGUUACGCUGGAGGCGCGGCAGGAGUCAAGCUGUCCUCCUUGCAGAAACUACCAGAUAUCAGGGCAAACAAACCUGGCAUGACGCUCAUGCAUUAUGUCGCUAUGCAAGCUGAACGCAAGAACAAAGAGCUGAUUCACUUCGCUGAUGACACGCGCGUGCUAGAAGAAGCUGCUAAGGCCACUGUGGAACAGCUGCAUAACGAGAUCAAGACCCUGGCCAACAGAAUACAAGGCUUGAAGAAAGAGAUCCAGAUGCCAAGCACGCAGCAGGAUAUUAAGGGGCAGAUGGGAGAUUUCUUGCAGGUGGCUGAACAAGAGGUGUCAGCUCUCGACAAAGAUAUGGAAGAGGUCGAAAGCAUCAGAAAACAACUUGCUGAAUUCUUCUGUGAAGACCCAGUGUCGUUUAAACUAGAGGAAUGUUUCAAGUUGUUCGUAUGGUUCUGCAGCAAGUUCAGGUCUGCUGUGAGUGACAAUGAAAGGCGAAGAGCUAAUGAAGAACAAGCUGCUGCUAGAAGACGAGCGAGGGACAUGGCUGCCGCCAGGGUUAAGACCGGAACAAGCAGUGUCAGCAGUACACCUGUAUCUGAGUGCGAGUCUCUCAUGGAGUCACUACUGCUGGACAUCAGGAACGGACUGGGCAGGAGAUCGCUUAGGAAACCUCAUGAUCCAUCUCCUUCACCUGAUGUAACUCCGACCGGUAGCUUACGUCGCAGAAGCAGGGCUAGUCCUGGUGAUGAUGAGGAAGGUUUACUGGAGUUCCUCCGUCAUUCGUCACCAGCUGCCAAUGAUCUACGUGAGAGAAGUGCUUGGGGCAGUCUCGAUCGUUCCUGGUCUCGCCGCGGCGCUGCCCGCGCCCGCCUGGAGAUCCCCGAGAGUGCGCGCGAGCGGCCUCCCUCGCCGCGCGCGCCGCACGCCCCCCCCACCCCCCCCCGCCUGCGCCUGCCUCGCCUGCACCUGCCUCGCCUGACACAGCGCCCGCUAAGCCCAAGGAGUGGCGGCAGAAGAUCGAGUCGUGGCUGCGCGCGAGCAGCCAGGAGGACGCGCGCCCGCGCACGCGCACCAUGCGCCUCCAUAACGACAAGCGCUCCUUGGAAAACGACUCCGAGAGCGAGCGAAGCGCAACCCUCGAGCCCUUGCCUGAGGGCCGCGCCGACUGGAGGCCUGCCGUACUUCCCGACAGCGAUGUUGUUAAGGCACUCGAGACUGUCGAAGAUGUACAACCUCAGAAAAAGGACAACAGAGUGCCUUGGAGGAAAACCGAAGAGAACGAGGAAAUGAGAAGGCUCAGAAGACAACGGUCACGACAACAGAUAGAGUCACCGCAACCGUUAAUAUCAAUACUAGAAGAGCAAAAGAAACUGCCCGAUAUAAAGGUCACUAGCGACAGAGAACUAACAACCGUCAGACAAGAGAGGAUAGAAAAAUCGGACAGGGUAGAAAUUGACUCAGAUAACAUCGAAACUCCACCAGCACAAAGGAAGUUCAAUUCAUCCUUUAAUCCUCCUCCAGAAAAAGAACCUUGCAGAAAAUUCCAACCGUCCUUACCCACCCGAUCUAAUGUCAGUGACAAAGCUUCUGCCGAAAUGAAAGAUCUUUGUCAAGAAAUUUUAGGUGAUGGUCAAUUUGACAGAUUUUCUGCCGCCAGGAGAACGAGGAGGUAUAAGAGGAACACCGAUUCCAAUAGUUCCCCUGAGGAAGAAAAGAAACCUGAGCCACCAGCACCAGAACUUAUAGCAGAAACUCAAGUAAUUAGACCUUCAAAAUUAGAAGUUCAGGCGUCAUAUAAAGUAGAAACCCCACAAGAAGUAGCAAAACCAAUUGAAGCUGGUAAGGAUGAAAAAGAAACCAGGUUGAAACGGUGGCAGGAUAGACUAAAGAGCCAAAGCACAGAUAAAACGACCAAAGAAACAAAACCAUACUUACGGAUGAGGCGGCAGACUUCUAUAAACCAGGAGGACGUGCAGAAAGCGAUUAGAGAACUAAAGUCUCCUGCUGACAACCCUACUGGAGUCUGGUCGAGAGACGGAUACAGAAAGUCUCUCAAUACCCGAACUGAAAAGGCUCCAGAGAAGGUUCCAGAAAGGACGACCUCUCCUAGAAUGUCGAAGGUCAAAAGUGAGCACGAAUUAAAUGAUGAAGGCUUUGAAGAAACCCAGAGUCUGAAUUCAGAGAGUGCCUCCCAGGGUGCUUCGUCGGGUUGCAAUGUGGAGUGUGAGUCACCUGUGCCGAAAAUCUCCAAGUCCCCAGUUCCCAAAUUGGGACAACCAAAGAAGAUAGCUACCAAAGAGACGAGGACGCCCCCUCGGACACCCAUUGACCCCAAACGUGUGAUUCCAAAACGGGCUAGUUCUUUAAGAGUGGAAAGGUCUACGUCUAGAGCGUCGUUAAGAAGCUCUAGGAGUUCUCUAA